UGUCUCACCCACAAAGAUGUGGGCUCAGCUCCUUCUCGGGAUAUUGGCUCUAUCACCAGCCAUUGCAGAAAAACUCCUUCCAAACUACCUGGUGACAUUACCAGCCAAGCUUAAGUUUCCCUCUACUCAGAAGGUUUGUUUGGAUCUGAGCCCUGGAUAUAAUGAUGUAAAAUUCACUAUUACUCUGGAGACUAAGGAUAAAACCCAGAAGUUGCUAGAACACUAUGGACUGAAGAAGAGGCAGUUACACUGCAUCUCGUUUUUGGUACCACCUCCUGCAGGUGGCACGGAAGAAGUAGCUACAAUCCGGGUCUCGGCUACUGGAAAUAACAUCAGCUUUGAGGAAAAGAAAACAGUUCUCAUUCAAAGGCAGGAAAAUGGCAUCUUCAUACAAACUGACAAACCUAUCUACAACCCAGGACAGCGAGUGCACUUUCGCAUUGUCACCCUGAACAGCAACUUUGUUCCAGUGAAUGACAAGUAUUCCAUAGUGGAACUGCAGGAUCCAAAUAACAACAGGAUCGCACAGUGGCUAGAAGUGGUGCCCGAGCAAGGCAUUGCAGAGUUAUCCUUCCAGUUGGCACCAGAGGCAAUGCUGGGCACCUACGCAGUGGCAGUGGAAGAGAACAAGAACUUUGGCACCUUCAGUGUGGAAGAAUAUGUGCUGCCCAAGUUUAAGGUGGAAGUGGUGGAGCCCAAGAAGUUAUCAAUGGUGGAGGAAUCUUUCUUAGUAAAAGUUUGUUGUAGGUACACGUAUGGAAAGCCCAUGCUAGGGGCAGUGCAGGUAUCAGUGUGUCAAAAGGCAUAUACUUACUGGUUUCAUGAGGCAGAACGUGAACAGCUACCUGACAAAUGCCGGAAACUCUCUGGACAGACUGACAAAGCAGGAUGCUUCUCAGCUUCUGUGGACAUGUCCACCUUCAACUUCACUGGUUAUAUGUACAGAAACAACAUCAAUAUUGUGACUACUGUGGUGGAGGAAGGCACAGGAGUGGAAGCUAAUACCACACAGGAUAUCUACAUUUCUACACAAAUAGGAUCAAUGACCUUUGAAGACACCAAUGAUUAUUAUUACCCCAAUUUCCCCUUCAGUGGGAAGAUAAGAGUUAGCGGCCAUGAUGGCUCCCUCCUCAAGAAUCAUGCAGUGUUUCUGGUGAUUCAUGGCACAAAUGGAACCAUCAACCACACCCUAAUUACUGACGAAAAUGGCCUUGCUCCCUUCAAGCUGGAUACAGUUCAUUGGAAUGGAACAGACAUUUCUCUGGAGGGCAGGUUCCAAAAGGAAGAUUUGGUAUAUAAGCAAAACCAGAUGGCUGGAUACUACCAAAAUGCCUACCUGCACCUGCAACCCUUCUACAACACAACUCGCAGCUUCGUUGGCAUCCGCCCACUAAAGGGUACCUUGGAAUGUGGGCUGCCCCAGGAAGUACUGGUGGAUUAUUACAUUGAUCCAACUGAUGCAAACCCUGGCCAGGAAAUCACCUUCUCCUACUAUUUAAUAGGGAAAGGAAGUUUGGAGAUGGAGGGGCAGAAACACCUGAACUCUAAGAAGAAAGGACUGAAAAGCUCCUUCUCUCUCUCACUGACCUUCAAUUCCAGACUAGCCCCUGAUCCUUCCCUGGUGAUCUAUGCCAUUUUUCCCAGUGGAGGUGUUAUAGCUGACAAAAUUCAGUUCUCAGUAGAGAUGUGCUUUGAUAAUCAGGUUUCCCUUGGCUUCUCACCUUCCCAGCAGCUUCCAGGAGCAGAUGUGGAACUACAGCUACAGGCAGCUCCUGGGUCCCUGUGUGCAGUCCGGGCCGUGGAUGAGGGUGUCUCACUGCUUCGGCCAGAGAGAGAGCUGAGCAACCACUCUGUAUAUGGGAUGUUCCCAUUUUGGUAUGGUCACUACCCCUAUCAGGUAGCCGAAUAUGAUCAGUGCCCAGUGUCUGGCCCACGGGACCUUCCUCGACCCCUCAUUGUUUCAGUGCCUGAAGAGCGUUGGAGCAGGCAUUCAAUUAUGUGGAGGCCUUGGAUCUCUGAAGGCACGAACCUUUUCAGAUUUUUCCAGAACAUGGGCCUAAAAAUACUGUCCAAUGCCAAAAUCAAGAACCCAGUAGAUUGCAGUCACCAGUCUGCAAAAUAUAGCAACAUAAUGGGUGGAGAAAGUGAUCAUAUUGCUCCAUUGGCUUUUGAGUCACCAUCUUCUUCAAUUCAGUCAGAGGAUUCUCAGGUCCGCCAGUAUUUCCCAGAGACUUGGCUCUGGGAUCUGUUUCCUGUUGGUAACUCAGGGAAGGAGUCUGUCCACCUCACAGUUCCUGAUACCAUCACCAAGUGGAAGGCCAUGACUUUUUGCACCUCCCAGUCCAAUGGCUUUGGUCUUUCACCCACUGUUGGACUCACUGCGUUCAAGCCAUUCUUUGUUGAUCUGACUCUCCCUUACUCUGUGGUUCGUGGGGAAUCCUUUCGUCUUACUGCCACCAUCUUCAAUUAUCUAAAGGAUUGCAUCAGGGUUCAGACUAACCUGGCUAAAUCAGAUGAGUACCAAGUAGAAUCAUGGCCAGAUUCUCAAGCCUCCAGCUGUCUCUGUGCGGAUGAAGCAAAAACCUAUCACUGGAAUAUCACAGCCAUCAAGUUAGGUCAUGUAAACUUUACUAUUAGUACUAAGAUUCUGGACAGCAAUGAACUCUGUGGGGGUCAGAAGGGGUUUGUUCCAGAAAAGGGCCGGAGUGACACACUCAUCAAACCGGUUCUGGUCAAGCCAGAGGGAGUCCUUGUGGAGAAGACACACAGCUCAUUGCUGUGCCCCAAAGGAAAAGUGGCUUCAGAAUCCAUCUCCCUGGACCUCCCUGUAGAUGUUGUUCCUGAUUCAACCAAAGCUUAUGUUUCUGUUCUGGGGGACAUUAUGGGCACAGCCCUGCAGAACCUAGACAACCUGGUGCAGAUGCCGAGUGGCUGUGGGGAACAGAACAUGGUGUUGUUUGCGCCCAUCAUCUACGUCCUGCAGUACCUGGAGAAGUCUGGGCUGCUGACCGAGGAAAUCAGGUCCCGGGCAACGGGCUUCCUGGAGCUAGGGUACCAGAAGGAGCUAAUGUACAAGCAUAGCAAUGGCUCAUACAGUGCCUUUGGGGAGAAGGAUGGAAAUGGAAACACAUGGCUGACAGCCUUUGUCACCAAGUGCUUUGGCCAAGCUCAGGAAUUCAUCUUCAUUGAUGACAAGAACAUCCAGGAUGCUCUCGAGUGGAUGGCAGGAAACCAGCUCCCCAACGGCUGCUAUGCCAAUGUGGGAAAGCUCAUUCACACAGCUAUGAAGGGUGGUAUUGAUGAUGAAAUCUCCUUGACCUCAUAUAUUACAGCUGCAUUGCUGGAGAUGAGAAAAACCAUAGAUGAUCCAAUGGUGAGUCAGGGUCUGCAGUGUCUUAAGAAUUCUGUUUCCUCCACUACCAACCUCUACACACAGGCCCUACUAGCUUAUACUUUCUCUCUGGCUGGAGAGAUGGACAUCAGAAACAUUCUUCUGGAACAGUUAGAUAAGCAGGCUAUCAUCUCAGGGGAGUCUAUUCACUGGAGCCAGAAACCUACUAGGUCAUUGGAUGCCAGCCCUUGGUCUCAGCCUGCGGCUGUAGAUGUGGAACUUACGGCAUAUGUAUUGUUGGCAUGGCUUAACAAAGGCAACCUGACUCAAAAGGAGAUAGCCAAGGCCACUGGCAUAGUGGCUUGGUUGACCAAGCAACGCAAUGCAUAUGGGGGCUUCUCUUCCACUCAGGAUACUGUAGUUGCUCUCCAAGCACUUGCCAAAUAUGCCACUACUGCCUAUGUGCCUUCUGAGGAAGUCAAUCUGGCUGUAAAAUCCACUGAGAAUUUCCAGCACACAUUCAAUGUUCAGGCUGCCAACCGGUUGGUAUUGCAGCAGGAGACUCUGCCCAGUGUCCCUGGAGAGUACACCUUGGAGGCCACAGGCCAGGGCUGUGUCUAUGUGCAGACGGUGCUGAGAUACAAUAUUCUCCCUCCUAAAAAUGUGGAGACCUUUAGUCUUAGUGUGGAAAUGGGAAAAGCUGGAUGUGAGCAACCCACUUCACCUCGAUCCUUGACUCUCACCAUCCACACCAGUUAUGUGGGGAGUCGCACCUCUUCCAAUAUGGCCAUUGUAGAAGUGAAGAUGCUUUCCGGUUUCAGUCCCAUGGAGGGCACCAAUCAGUUACUUUUCCAGCAACCACUGGUGAAGAAGGUUGAAUCUGGAACUGACACACUUAAUAUUUACUUGGAAGAGCUCAGUAAGAAGACUCAAACCUAUACCUUCACCAUCAGCCAAAGUGUAUUGGUCACCAACCUGAAACCAGCAACCAUCAAAGUCUAUGACUACUACCUACCAGAUGAACAGGCAACAAUUCAGUAUUCCGAUCCUUGUGAAUGAGGAUAGAAGUUGGAAAGAGAUUAAAUUAAUCCUUAAUGACAAUACUGGACAGCAUUCUUCUGCCUCUUAAAGCAAAUAAUUUGAUUUCUCUGAUUGACUAGAGAGUGGGUAAUAGAUGAGCAGGCCUGAACCUCAGCUACUUUUGACUACUUCACAGAUGUUUGAAUAAAGGGUUGGGGAAGGUGGGCUAGUAAUAAUCACACAAAGGAGGAAUUACAUGGGAAAGGUCACUGAGGGAGAAGAUGCGGUUUAGCCAUUUAGGGGACUCUCCAGAGAGAAGAUGGUGGUGGAGGGUGAUCCAGGGAAAAUAGGGAUGACUUCCUGGAGGUUACAUCUAAGGGAAGAUGUAAUUUACUGCUUUG
Molecule: messenger RNA, 4752 nt
Organism: Rhinolophus ferrumequinum (greater horseshoe bat)
Lineage: Eukaryota; Metazoa; Chordata; Mammalia; Chiroptera; Rhinolophidae
Gene: A2ML1
Product: alpha-2-macroglobulin like 1
Exons: 36
Coding region: 17-4390 (1457 amino acids)
Cellular component (GO): extracellular region
Molecular function (GO): endopeptidase inhibitor activity
Source: RefSeq, a predicted model, not a curated record